Messenger RNA from Letharia columbiana, 303 nucleotides. RefSeq lists its product as uncharacterized. The coding region runs from base 1 to 303 and encodes 100 amino acids. The record is from RefSeq and is a predicted model, not a curated record. The transcript has a single exon. Lineage: Eukaryota; Fungi; Ascomycota; Lecanoromycetes; Lecanorales; Parmeliaceae.
AUGAGUACUGCAAAAGCAGCGACGGAAUUCUGCCAGAGAACAACCGAGCUCCAAGCCAUUGUCGACAACUUUGCCCGUCUGAAAAAAGGUCUACGGGGUCCACGGAUUGCUCUCGAAACAGCAGCGGAGCAACCAGACGAGAAGGGAGCACUUCAGCUUUCAAAAGAAGAGAAAGGCCUUCAGCUUGCUGCUCAUAAAUGCGAAGCAAUUGCUAUUGGAUUAGCAACGGCUCUCGAUCGCCUCAGGUGCUCAUAUCCUGACCGAAAAUGGAAGAGCUUUCGUCAGGCAUUGAAGGCGCAAUGA